Rhinocladiella mackenziei CBS 650.93 is the source of this 1422-nucleotide messenger RNA. RefSeq lists its product as uncharacterized. The record is from RefSeq and is a predicted model, not a curated record. Lineage: Eukaryota; Fungi; Ascomycota; Eurotiomycetes; Chaetothyriales; Herpotrichiellaceae. Gene Ontology annotation, cellular component: Ino80 complex. Gene Ontology annotation, biological process: chromatin remodeling. The coding region runs from base 1 to 1422 and encodes 473 amino acids. The transcript has 4 exons.
AUGACAGAUCGAAGCCGCCGUGUGCGACGUCAGAUCAGCGAUGCCACAGAUGAAUUUUCAGAAGAGUCAGACCUAGGCAGUGGUGAAGAUUACGAUCCCCGAAGAUCCGACUCGAUGCGACGAGCAGGCCGAUAUGAAUCUUCAGCAACCUCGACUCCGGCCUCCUCGAGGUCCCGCCGUGCCGGGAUGUCGGCCGCCGCGAAUAGCUCUUCGUCUGCCACGGUCCAACGAGGAUCCGGCUCCGCCGAUGAACGACGACAAAGCCUCAAAUUGACCGUUAAGGCCCCUCCAAGCAAAUUGCGAGAGGUCAUGCGCGCCAAUGAAGUUGAGGCUCUUCACGAUCAUCUUGGCGGAGGACAAGUCUUGGAUGCACCACGAAGCAGCCGCCGCACUGCACUGGCAUCAAGAUCGAGCACUCGCAGAAACCAGAGACCGACAUAUGCGGAGUACGGCGAAAGCGACAUUGACGAUGAAGAAGACGACGAUGACGACGAUGAAGAUGAAGAGGAUGAACCCAACGACUUCGAUCGGCUUGGUGCCGAGCCUGAAGGAGGUACCGAUGACGAAGAUGUUGAAAUGGAAGAUGCGCCUGUGCCUAAACGCCACGCUCCCCCCAAGCCUCCAAAGAUUACAUUGAAGCCACCGACCAGCACGGACAAAUCUGCGAGGCCCAAAUUCAUCAUGACUCCUGCCAAUGUAGGGUCGACAAAAUCCGUCGAGGAUCGGGAAAUGGAAGACGACCCGGAUGAUGAUGAGGCCGACAACUCGUCCGAACUUUCCGAAGAAGACGAGGGACCCACCACCAACCUCAAUAAAGAAGAUGCUGAGGGCGAGGAGGAAGAGGAGGACGCCCCGGGCGAAGAAGGAGAGCUGGAAGACGAAGACGAAGACGAAGAUGAUUUGGAUGACAGCAGCGACGAGACUCCCGCUUCAGGAACUGCCACUCCAGAUUUGAGCAGAAUGACAAAACGACAAAGAGGCCGGCCCGAAGAUCAGGGUGGAUUAAUGGCACUGGAUAUGGCACCCCAACAACGAAAGUUCUUCACCGAUGAAGAGAAAGCAAUGAAGAAGGACGAACAUGCCAGAAAGCGCAAAGAGUUGACAAAGCGGAAAGUGCAGGAAGAGAAGACCGCCGCCUUAAAUCGAUUGCUCAAACCCCAAGUUUCCAAAGCUAGAGGAGCAGCUCCGAAACCUGAGACUUUAGCGGCGGCGGCGGCGGCGGCGGCGGUGGCUGCAGCAGGAUCACCCUAUGACGAAGAUGACACCAUUCAGAAAGCCAAUCCGGUGUAUACCCGCUGGGUCAGUACGAAGGAAGGAGUCAAACUUGGAAUUCCUGAAGAAUGGUUGGGAAAGCAUGUUGGCCGCCAUUUCGGACCACCAUUGUCACCAAGCAGCAAUAUCAUCGUACAAGAGGUCGAGUGA